Molecule: messenger RNA, 2743 nt
Organism: Portunus trituberculatus (swimming crab)
Lineage: Eukaryota; Metazoa; Arthropoda; Malacostraca; Decapoda; Portunidae
Exons: 13
Coding region: 428-1774 (448 amino acids)
Source: RefSeq, a predicted model, not a curated record
CCUCCAGAUGACAAUCACCAGCCAGUGUGUGUGUGUGUGUGUGUGUGUGUGAUCAUCAGUAGACCUAGAAACAGCUGUCGUGUGUACAGUAGCCUGCCAUGGAAACACCAAUCCGGAGCUCCUUUCAGGGAGAUGAUUGGUGAAGAUUGCGGUAGGAAGGCGGAGCAUGACGGAGAAAGGCACGACUAACUGGUUAAAGAAAAGCUUCUGAAUCAGUUGGCACUUGGCACUUAGCUGUGUUUGUUUAUUAGUAUCCUGUUACUAUGUUCACAUCAUAACCUGUGAAUGUCUCCCCGUGUGUUUGCACGGUAUCCCUACUGUCUAGUAGCUUUGUCAAUCUUACCGUGGAUUGUUGAAAGGGUAUCCAGCCACAAGCUUCUCUCGGCGUCCCUUGAGAUCGCACAGCUCCAGCAAGUGUUGGUAUAUCAUGUUGGAGAUGCUGCCGCUAUAUAGGCCUGCUGGCUGGAAGUGGUCAUCACAUGCCUAUCUUCUCUGGAUUUUGUGCCUUCUGCUGACUGGAAAUAUGAUAUUAGGGAAUUACGAAAACGGGAAGUGUUAUUGUGUCUCCGAAAAUGACGAAAAAAUCAGGCAGGCCAUCGCUGCCUUCACAGAUACGCCGUCUGUGUCCAAAUAUGAGUACAUCGGUGCCGAAUAUAACAGUACUGCCGAGGAAUUCGCCCCCUGCGUGUGUGAUGAUGUGGUGGGCGUGAUGUCAGACCUGGCUGUGACAGAGCAGUACGUUCUGGAAAUGGCAACGGGGAAUGAGACAGAGCUCAAUGACAAUGUUACCAGAGCGCUGGAUGCCACUGCGAAGGUUGCCUUCAACAACUACAUGGAUUUAACGCAUUCUUACAUCAACUCCUUUGCUACCUACAGCUACACUAACGGCUCCAAAGCCAUGUUCAAUGUAGAAUUUAUCGUCAAAGGCACCAAUACAGUCAUCAAAGAUAAGGUCUCCACUGUGAUGCUGGAGGCGGUGGCCGGGAACAUGUUGAGCGGGGUCGGCUCUGUAGAGAACUUCACCAAGGAAUUCUCACUGAGAGUGUGUCCCGUAGAUCCUAGCGGUGGUGAGAACACUCAAACGUCAGUCACUAACAACGUGGCGGGAACCUCUGUCACAAUUACCUGUAAAACAGGCUACAGAACAAAUUCAGGCGAACCGACCAGUGGAAAAUCAAAGUGUGUCCACGAGACUUUAACUUGGACGCCACCAUCCCCCAGCGUUGUCUGUAUUGAAGAUAAAAGGUGUUAUAAGAGUCCACCUAAUCCAAUAAACACCAAACGUGUCUGGAAUGGCACAAAGGAGGAAGGAACAAAAAUUGUAUACAGCUGCAAAAUUCUUUACAGGAUUCUAACAGACAAGAAAUCCAUUUAUCAAUGUAAAAAUAAGGACUGGACCCUGGUGACAUCACCAAUCAAGUGUGAUCCACCCAAGUGUGGUGAUCCACCUCAGGUGCCUGACCAUGGAGUACUCACCUAUAAUGAUUGGAAUCAAAUAACCUACCAGUGCGACACUUAUGCCAUACGUUCAGGAGUAGAUUCUGAGCAUAAGAUCAUCUGCAAAAACUUCACAUGGGAGGAGCUACCAAAAAGCUUCAAGUGUGUGGGAAGUGAUACCUAUGAUUCCCAUCAGGAGUGGGAAAAUUUCCUGAACAUCACCUUGCCAGUAUCAACAGUUCUGGUAUUUCUCGUCAUUUUCUGCCUUCUUGCUACCCGAUCUGACUCUCCAUUCUGUAAGAUAUGUAAAGGAACUACAAAGGAAGUUACCUAUUAAAACAUUGAUUGGCAACUGUUCUUUCAAGAAAAAGGUAAGAUUACUUUCAGUGAGUUCAUUCUCAAAGAAAUCCAUGGCACCCUGUAAAGGUGGUGUCAGAUGAAAACUGGUGUGGAGAUUUUUGACUUUGUUGUGGAAUAUUGAGCAUAAAUUUGCAGUCAUUAGGUUUCUCAACUGCUGGGCUGAUUUGCUACUGCCCUUUUGAAUGGCAAUUCCUUUAUAGGAAAUUUUUAGAAUUUACAAAUAGUGAUAGGUUGUUUUAUAUAUACAUAAUUAUUGUACUUAGUGAAAGAAUUUCUGUCCUACUUUCUUUCAAAUAAUCUUUAUUUGACAUCUUACCUCAAGAUUCACAUAAAAUCAACACUGGAAAAUUAUGGUUUCUACUUUUUUCCUCAGUUCCACUACCCAACUUAAUUACAUGUGAUAUUUCUCUGCCCUCUCAGAAAACAGUGUUGCUUCCAUUGCCUUUAAGAAGUUGCCAUUGAUUAUCCUUUAUUUUUUGUUUUACAUCUUUGUCUUGUUGGAGAACUGUUCAAAUGCAUCUUGCAAUGAUGAUCUCAGUUGGAUCGCAUAACACUUAUCAUACUUUAUAAAGACUGGUCCACUGUUACAUAUUUGUCUUUAUUUUUUCAUUUAAGCAUUUGGUAUUGUUUUAAAUCACUAUUAUAUGUAAAGAGAGAAUUCCAUUGAGUUAUGAAAGCUUUUGUUAGCAAAUUGGUUUCUGCAUCUUGUUUCCAAAGUGGGUAUUUUGUUACUGCUGUGGUAGCUAAUUAUCUUUCUUGUGUUACUGUAAAUGGAAUUCCAUAGUGUAUGAAGCCCUUAAUAGAGUGGAAAAGACACUACAUUAACAAAGGUCACACACACACACACACACACACACUGAGGAAGGGAAGAUGUCUGAAAGAUGUUAAAAAAUAUAGUUUCCUGCAAAGAUAUGUUGAGACUUGGAACAGUUUGAGUGAGGAAGUG